UUUUCGGUGAAAAUUAAUUUCUGGCAUCCGCGAAUGAAUGGUCCUCUGUUAUUAUGUUGUGGUGCGCGACCCAAAGCGUAAGAGAAGGGGGUCGCUUGGGUCGACGGGCACCGCAGAGAUCAUUAUGUGGCUGGAGACCAUGCCGCCCAGUUUGGCACUGCUGCUUACUUUCGUCUUCGUUACUGCUCCAGCCAGGGCACUGGAAUGGCCGGAUCGUCCUCGUGUCGAUUUGCCUUCCCAGCCAACGGCUUCCACGCAAAAAAACCAUCACGUCACUCAAAUUCAUUCAUUGAGUGAUUUUAAAUACAAAAUUACGGCCUACCGCGAUGCAAAGGAGAAGACAUGCUACCUGCAAAGUAUAGCCUCGAGUAACAACAAGCAUUACUUGGAGCUUUACAAGAAUGUACUUUACGAAAAGAGAGAAACAAGAAAAAUCCCUAAAACAUUUUACACUGUUCCUGGGUCUUUAAGCAAAUCGCAGGUUCUACAUUUGGCAGGCGCACGGGUGGCGAGUUAUUGUAGAGGAUUCACAACAAUGAUUUUACUUCCCGGCCCACCUCAGUCUAUGACAAACGAUUUUCCUGACUCUGCAGAGAGCCCCCCUCCUGAACCAAGUUUACCACGAUAUUUAAAAGAACAAAUGCAGAAAAGACGUCAAAAAAGAAACGCCAAAGGCAAAAGACGAUAUCAAGGACAAACUCAAGUACAAACAAUAGCAUUAGGAGGUGACCAAUUAAAUACUGCAGAGAGUCUGGCACAGAAAAACACUUCCCAAAUUAAAUUAUCAACCACUAGAGGAAUGAGCCAAGCUCAAAGUCAAAGUAUUUACGAAGAAGAUUGUGAUGGUUGUGGAGACAGGCAAUCAAAUCGCAAUGGAUAUUCUUGGGGACAAAUUUACGACCAAUCUGGACAAGACGCUGGGGUUGGAUUUCGACCCAAUGAAAUGCACACUCCUGGUAGAGGAAUACCUAACAGAAGACCUUCAGGUCAAGGUUAUGAUCACGACAAACCAUCAGGGACUGGAUUAAAACCAGGUGAACUAUACAGACCUGAUGGUCAAAAAUUUGGAUCUGAUGGAAGACCUGCUCAACCAUGGGACAUGAGCCGACCUAUUGAUGGUGGAAUAAGACCAGGAUUAAUACACGGACCAGACGGCCAAAACUAUGGAACUGACGGAAGACCUGUCAUUCAGCAGACACCAAUAGGAGGUGGAGUGAGACCAGCAAUCGGAUCCAACAACAGACAGGUUGGCCAGGCGGGAGUGACACAACAAAAUCAUGAAAGUGGACUGAGAACAGGAGGUAACAAUGAACCAGGUAGACAAAUCUAUGGACCCGGAGGAAGACAUUUUGGUCAAGGAGAAACAACUGGACCCACUGAUGAUAGUAAAUUUAGACCAGGAGAAUCUUAUGGACAAGGAAGUUAUGGCACUGAUGGAAUACCUGUAAGCCCUACAAUACAAGAACCAUUUGGACCAGGUGGAUUAUAUAGACCUGGCCAAAUUGACGUGUCUGACAGAAGACCUAAUGGUCAGCGAGGGGAAGCUACAGAUAAUCUUGGAAGUGGACUUAAACCAGGAGAUAUAAACGGUCAAGGUGGACAAAUUUACGGGACAGGAGGCAAAACAUAUCAACCAGAUAGAGGACCUAUCGGUCAGGGAAGCGGGACAUAUAGUCCUGGAUUAUCAUCAGGACCAGGUGGCCAAAUCCAUGGAACUGACGGGAGGCCUUCUAGUCCAGACAUUAAGCAGGGACAACCUCAAAUUACUGAUGUGGGAGAAAUAAGACCUGGAGAAACAUAUCGGCCCGGUGGAAAUCUAGUUGGGCUAGGAGAGCAGAGAGAACCUACAGGAACGGAAUUAGGACCUUCAAGACCAUAUGAUCAACAUAAACUAGAUUCGAAUUACAAACCAAUUUGCUAUUGGCAUUGCGCACCAGGAGCAACACCACCACCAAGUAAGCCAAUUUUUCCAGGUUCUACCAACAUUCAACCUGGUAGGCAGGUGUAUAUCCCUGCUGGCAGGCCUAUACAACCAGUAGUGAAUGGAGUAAGACCUGGAGAAACAUAUAGGCCUGGCGGACAUAUUUACGGCCCUGGUGGACAAAGUUACGGCCCUGAUGGCAGACCGAUUUCAACAGGUACUGGUGGACUGCAACCUGGCGGACAAAUUUUCGGCCCUGGUGGACAAAGUUACGGCCCUGGUGGACAAAAUUACGGCCCUGAUGGCAGACCGAUUUCAACAGGUACUGGAGGAUUACGACCUGGAGAAACAUUCGGCCCUGGCGGACAAAGUUAUGGCCCUGAUGGCAGACCGAUUUCAACAGGUACUGGUGGACUGCAACCUGGCGGACAAAGUUACGGCCAUGAUGGACAAAGUUACGGCCCUGAUGGCAGACCGAUUUCAACAGGAACUGGUGGACUGCAACCUGGUGGACAUAUUUACGGCCCUGGUGGACAAAGUUACGGCCCUGAUGGCAGACCGAUUUCAACAGGUACUGGAGGAUUACGACCUGGAGAAAAAUUCGGCCCUGGCGGACAAAGUUAUGGCCCUGAUAGAAGACCGACUUCAACAGGAACUGGUGGACUGCAACCUGGCGGACAAAUUUACAGCUAUGAUGGACAAAGUUACGGCCCUGAUGGCAGACCGAUUUCAACAGGAACUGGUGGACUGCAACCUGGCGGACAUAUUUACGGCCCUGGUGGACAAAGUUACGGCCCUGAUGGCAGACCGAUUUCAACAGGAACUGGUGGACUGCAACCUGGUGGACAUAUUUACGGCCCUGGUGGACAAAGUUACGGCCCUAAUGGCAGACCGAUUUCAACAGGUACUGGAGGAUUACGACCUGGAGAAAAAUUCGGCCCUGGCGGACAAAGUUAUGGCCCUGAUGGAAGACCGACUUCAACAGGAACUGGUGGACUACUGCAACCUGGCGGACAAAUUUACAGCCCUGGUGGACAAAGUUACGGCCAUGAUGGUAGACCAAUUCCAACGGUACUGCGACCUGGAGAAACAUAUGGGCCUGGCGGACAAAUUUACGGCCCUGGUGGACAAAGUUACGGCCCUGAUGGUAGACCUAUUAAAACAGGACUGCGACCUGGAGAAACAUAUGGGCCUGGUGGACAAAAUUACGGCCCUGAUGGCAGACCAAUUACAACAGGAACUGGAGGAUUGCGAACUGGAGAAACACACAGCCCUGGUGGACAAAGUUACGGUCCUGAUGGUAGACCAAUUACAACAGGACUGCGACCUGGAGAAACAUAUGGGCCUGGCGGACAAAUAUAUGGUCCUGAUGGCAGACCAAUAUCAUCGGGAAUCGGAGGAUUGCGACCUGGAGAAACAUACGGCACUGGUGGACAAAGUUACGGGCCUGAUGGUAGACUUAUUCAAACAGGACUGCGACCUGGAGAAACAUAUGGGCCUGGUGGACAAAUUUACGGCCCUGGUGGCAGACCAAUUACAACAGGAACUGGAGGAUUGCGACCUGGAGAAACACACAGCCCUGGUGGACAAAGUUACGGUCCUGAUGGUAGACCAAUUACAACAGGACUGCGACCUGGAGAAACAUAUGGGCCUAGCGGACAAAUAUAUGGUCCUGAUGGCAGACCAAUAUCAUCGGGAACCGGAGGAUUGCGACCUGGAGAAACACACGGCCCUGGUGGACAAAGUUACGGUCCUGAUGGUAGACCAACUCCAACAGAACCUGGAGGAUUGCAACCUGGAGGAACAUACAGCCCUGGUGGACAAAGUUAUGGUCCUGAUGGUAGACCUAUUCCAACAGGACUGCGACCUGGAGAAACAUAUGGGCCUGGUGGACAAAGUUACAGGCCUGAUGGUAGACCUAUUCAAACAGGAUUGCGACCUGGAGAAACACACGGCCCUGGUGGACCAAGUUACGGCCCUGGUGGCAGACCAACUCCAACAGGAACUGGAGGAUUGCAACCUGGAGGAACAUACAGCCCUGGUGGACAAAGUUAUGGUCCUGAUGGUAGACCUAUUCCGACAGGACUGCGACCUGGAGAAACAUAUGGGCCUGGUGGACAAAUAUAUGGUCCUGAUGGCAGACCAAUACCAUCGGAAACCGGAGGAUUGCGACCUGGAGAAACAUACGGCCCUGGUGGACAAAGUUACGGGCCUGAUGGUAGACCUAUUCAAACAGGAUUGCGACCUGGAGAAACACACGGCCCUGGUGGAAAAAGUUACGGCCCUGAUGGCAGACCAACUUCAAUAGGUAUUGGAGGAUUGCAACCUGGAGGAACAUACAGCCCUGGUGGACAAAGUUACGGCCCUGAUGGCAGACCAAUUACAACAGGUACAGGAGGACUGAGGCCUGGAGAAACAUAUGGACCUGGUGGACAAUUGUACGGACCUGAUGGCAGACCAGUUUCUUCACUAGUUGGCGGACAAAUCUCUAGUCUGAGCACGCAUGGUUUCGGAGUCGGUGGUAAGCCAAUUUAUGGCCCUGAUGGUAGGCCGAUUACGCCAGGUUCAGGAGGAACGUUUGGACCGGGUGGUCAAUCGUAUGGGCCAGUUUCAUUUACAUCUAAUAAUGGAAAUGGGGCUCAGCAAUAUUCACCUGAGGAUCUUGGAGAAAAUGAUGGGCAUUCCCAAGUUAAGACAAGUAUUUCGCAGCAGAAUAACGAAACUAUUGCUUCGUCAUCUUCACAAGGCAGUUAUGGUGGAGGGAAAACACAAACCAGCGUAUCUGGAAGCUACAAAGGAAGUGGAUCUUUUUCUGCUCAAGCACAAACGAUAGACACCAAAAGAGGAGCUCAAAGUCAAGUUGUCGGUGGUGACGAUGGAGCUUCUAGUUCUGCUCAAGCAUUCGGUGGCAAAGGACAGUCGCAGUCUCAAGUAAGUCUUUCACCAGAGACAGGCCUUACAUCUGCAAACUCACAAACUACAGGCAGUGGCUACAGUACUCAAAGUGAAAUUCAUGCAAGUGAAACAGGGGGCAAUUCUGUUGCUCAGGCAACAGGUGUUGGAAAAACCUCAAGCCAAGCGCAAGUGAAAUUUAAGCCUUAUCAAAACGGACGUGAAAGCGAUAGCCAGCGAAUUCCAUUCCUAGGAAGCGGUUCAGCUUCAGCUCAGACAGGUCCUCGGACAGGAAUAUCUCAAAGUGAAAUAUUUGGGUCGUUCAAAUAUGGUAUCUCGUAUACUGGUGCGGCACAAGCUUCGUCAGGGUCAAAGAUUGAUCGUGAAAAAGAUGGCUUAGCUCCGUUUAAAGAGUUAGUCUUCAAUUCUACCGAUGUAAAAUCGAAUACAACAUACGUUGCCAAACCUGCAGAACAGUCUCCUGUACAAACUGAAGAAACGGUAUCCACAACUCAAAAAUAUGAUGAAGAUUACGGAUCUAGCGUUGAAGAUGACGACGACGAUGAAGAUAUUGCUUCUACAGGUGUACCCCAAACCGCCCAAACCCUUGAUAGAGGCGACCAGCCAUCAACACACUUAAAUACUAACGAGGACCUUGUCACAGCUCAGAGCCAACAUGGAAAUCCACAACUCUACCCAUAUGUCACUCAAGUGGAUUUGCCUCCAGAUGCACUUGAGUCUGGCUAUCUCCGACAACGACAAGAAGAUAAAAAUAGCCACAUAAGACCUCAAUCUGCUUUUUCAAUGAAUAACUUCAAACAAGAACAAUACCAAAGCAGUUUCAACCAGCAGCCAUAUCAAAGACAAGUGGUUACUGUGGGUAAACCAACAAACACGAUAGCAAGAGCUCCAAAUAGUCAAAGAAAAGGAAAUUAUGGAAAUCCUGCACAGAGCCAAAGCGUGAUACUGGGAGACAUAAGCAACAUGGGAGUGCGCGUCAUGCAAGAUGCAGAUGGGAUAGGUUUAUCUUCUGGAGAUGUCUACAAAUCAGAUCAGUCUGUGCCAGGAAAAUCAGGAUAUCAGAUUCCACCAGGCUUCCGAGGAAGAGUAGUGGGCGUAAAUGGAGACUACGCGCAAGCAUCUAACAACCAAGGUGGACAAGCACAGACGCAGACGGUUAUUCUGACUCCGGGGCCAGGAAAAUAUGAGUACAAGGGACCAGAAAAUAGGAAGUCAGCUGACGUAGAUUAUGACGAGUAUGGACCGGAGGAUGAUAGUGAUGAAGAACAGGACACACAUCCACCUAAUAGCAAUCAUCAAAACUAUGGCAGGGCAUUUCAAGCACCACCUGCUAGUUUUGUAUCUGUAACCCAAAAAGUGUCAAGUCAAGCACCAUAUUCACCCCCUAAAGAGUUUGAGCAUACAUAUUUUACAAAAGCCUCAAAAUGUGGGUACACAACAUAUUCUUGUCAAUUGAUCGAUGGCUCAAAUGGGAGAGCUAAAGUUUGCAAACCAAAAGUUACUAAAAAUGGAAAUUGUGAAUAGCCAAUAUCUAUAGGUCAGCGCUUUGUGUUUUAGGAAAAUUUGGCAGCUGGAUUGUUUCACACAAGAAAUGGUUAAGUAGCAUAUUCAUCAGAAAUAAACAUUUCAAGAUAUUUCUUAAUAUAA
This is a messenger RNA of Cloeon dipterum, 6481 nucleotides long. Its product is annotated as collagen alpha-5(IV) chain-like. The transcript is spliced from 7 exons. The coding region runs from base 38 to 6358 and encodes 2106 amino acids. The record is from RefSeq and is a predicted model, not a curated record. NCBI's taxonomy places the organism in Eukaryota, Metazoa, Arthropoda, Insecta, Ephemeroptera, Baetidae.